Messenger RNA from Misgurnus anguillicaudatus (oriental weatherfish), 4786 nucleotides. RefSeq names its product TNF superfamily member 10, like (gene tnfsf10l). Gene Ontology annotation, biological process: immune response. Lineage: Eukaryota; Metazoa; Chordata; Actinopteri; Cypriniformes; Cobitidae. Gene Ontology annotation, cellular component: membrane. The record is from RefSeq and is a predicted model, not a curated record. Gene Ontology annotation, molecular function: tumor necrosis factor receptor binding.
ACCUUGAGAAACUUUGAGACUCAACCCUUCAGUGUGUGUAACACACUUCGCGCGCACUGCACUACUCCUACAGUCAGUGUAUGCGAGUGUCGAGCAGGCUCUCCCACGGUCACUCUGCGCUUAGAAGAAGGACUUUACUCACCGUCCCGUCGCAGACUCGCAUUUGUUUGUCACUAACUCGUAUUAAACUCACGUCUUAGGAAUGCCAUGGCUACUCAUAAUAACCAGGAUUACUUUCGGUCGGUCAGCAGCGAGUCCACCACAUACAUGAUGGUUCCUGCGAACGGCCGCGUUCGGGAGUCGCCUUCCAAGUUAUGGAUCGCAAUGGUCGUGAUCGUGGUGGUCGUGCUGCAGAUCGCCUCAACCACUGGGCUUUUUGUCUACUUAAACAUGUCUCUAUCGCAUGUUAAGAAUCAGGGGGUCACAGAAGAGCUGCGGUGCCUGGGUUUGCUCAACGCCCUUGAUAAAGACAGGGACAUUCCUGAAGACCUGGCUCAACUGUUCGGAGAGCCCUGCAUCAAACUAGCCGAGGGAAUCAAGGCCUAUAUCUCCAAGGUUACAGACAGCAUCAUCUCCAAACAAGCUUUACAUGAGGCGAGAGCCAUGCCGCAUGCAUAUAAUACAUCAGGGUCAAAAUAUAUGACCACCGUAACGCAACGACCAUCAGCCCACCUGACUCUCAACAGUCUCCCAGGUGGUGCUCAGUAUUCCACCCCUCAGCCGGACCUUCACCAGUCCUGCCGCCACCCAGUACGUUCCUGGGCCAAUCAGAGCUUCGGCGCCCAUCUUCACAACAUGACGCUGACCAACGGGCGCCUUCGCGUACCCCAGGACGGCCGCUACUACCUUUACUCCCAGGUGUACUUCCGCUACCCCUCUCCCACCGACGGGGAUCACAGCGUCAGCCACCAGCUAGUCCAGUGUAUCUACAAGAAAACGUCCUAUCUGCGGCCCAUUCAGCUUCUGAAAGGAGUAGGGACCAAAUGUUGGGCGCCCGAGGCCGAAUACGCCCUUCAUUCGGUGUACCAGGGCGGCCUGUUUGAGCUGCGAGCGGGCGACGAGGUUUUCGUCUCCGUCUCAUCCCCCACAAUGGUGUACGGCGAGGACUCUUCUAGCUACUUUGGAGCUUUCCGACUGGAUCUGUAAGGAAUUACGUUUCCCAGAAUGCACUGGGUGGGGCUGCACCCCAAAGAAAAAGACAAAUCAUUUCAUUGCUUAAUUUUCCUUUCUAUUGAAUAUGUGAAGGAUGUGUGAACGCGUGAAACUUCGGUUACUUCUUUUUAAAGACAGAGGAAUGUAUAUAAUGUGUAUGUAUAAUCACAUCAGAGAUGUGAAUCGUGGAAAUGGUAGCAAAAACAAACGAGAGGGAAGCAGAGAAACACGAGCAAAUAUGUGCCAACGGUGUAUAUGUUUAGCGUGAGAACUGCAGUCUCUCUCGUCGGCCGGAGGGGAAUGUUUUCUUGUACAGCAGAUUUUUAAAAAUAGAGAACGAUGACAGCGGGAAUGCGGAGGAAAGAAUGAGGAGAUGGGAAGUAUGUGGCUCUACCAGCCUCAAAUGAGCAUCCUGACAGGUUGCAGAACUCUGGAAUUCUGUCCAGUCAAACCAGUGGAGCGGCAUGCCCGCAAAAAGACUCAAAACAUGCACACAAAACACAGGAGAAUUCCCCAUCGUGCAUAUUUAACAUCUACACACAUUACCAUUUCACUCGCAUAAGAUAAAGCAGACUAUGCGCGUAUGUUUAGUCUCCGGUUAGGAUGCGAAUCACGUAACAGACGUUGUCCAAUUUUCUUUCACUUUAACAAGACACAGACACACCUGCACACACACAAACUCAGUCUCCCUCUGCUGACCGGUCAAGGGUGCAUUGUAAGAGCGAGGGAAAGGUUAAAUAAACACAACACCACGCCCACAGUCAUACAAUGCCUUGUUUUUGCAACACAGAGAUAAACACACAAGCACAGACACACCUCCUAAGUGCCCUGAAAACACAGUACAUAUGUUUUCUCUGUGGUUCAACCGGUGUAUAUAUUGUAUUUAAUUGAAUUGUGAGGUUUGGAAUUGAAUGUAUAAGCGUAGUAAUGCUGGCUUUUCUUCUUAGGUUUUACUUCAUGUAUAAAUCAAACGCUCUGAGCCUGCAAAUGUAAAUUUACAAACUGCCUUUAGAAACCGACGCCGGCUAACUGAAACCAGCACUGAGACAAAUGAUAAAAGGCCAGAUUUUCUGAGAAAACAUGUUUGUUUCUAGGAGAGGAGAGGGUGGGGUAAUCAUUUUCCACUGUCAAAAAUCGGCUUUUCUUCACUCUGGACCCCGCUUUCUCUGAUAAAAGCGGAGAGCGCUAAAGGCCGCUGCCAAAACAAUGUCUUAAAUCACAUUAUACAGAAUACAGCGUGGAUUUAUUGGUUUAGGGGCAUUUAGCUCUCAACAUAAUGUAAGUUACUUCAUUCUUCAGCGCUAUCUGUGAUUUGUUUGGUACUUGGAACUAGAUUUAAUCUGAAUGCCCUGCUAAAAAAACCUAUAGACCUUUUGCGAGUCGACGUCACAGUUACGUCACGCACGCAAUGUGGUGGCAGAAAAACAGUGGAAAUGAAUAAGACACGAGUGAAACGAACAAUAUAACUCACUAGAAAAUGUUUUGUUGUGCUGUUGAGUGUCGAGAAUAAGAGUGCCAAAAUAGAUGACCUUCAUUUUUAUAGUAUAUCGUCAUCGAAGACACCAUUUGAAGAUAAACGUAGGUGUUUAUGGUUGCAAUAAAAGCCCUCAACCGGACAGACUGGAGUGAUGAAAUCAUUUGGAAAUGUUUUAAUAAUUUGAAUAGAAACUAACUAGAGAAGAUAUUCGGUGUUCUGUCGAAGUCUGUUCCCUCUAUGUGUCUCUUAUAGCGUUUUCAUCACGUUACGUUUAUAAUUUAUUUAAAAAAGAUUAAAGAUUUGAAUGAGUUCAUAAGUUUUCAUUUUUUUUUUUCGUUUUCUAUUACUUCUUUUUACCUUAUAUCUUAGCCUAUGUCUUCCUGUUUGUUCUAAAUUAUGAUGUUUACUAAUAAAUAUAUAAACUUAGCACACACACACACACGAUGUAAAGUGUUAAUAAUAUAUAAACAGGCCUAUACAAAUUAAUUUGUAUGUACACAUAAUAGUUUUAGAACAAACACGUAAGCUAUAAAUAUAAGGAAGAAAUUGAAAACAGGAAAUGAUGAAAUAUUUAAAAAAUGAUAUUAUACAGAAUACAUGAUAGUAUUGCUCUUAUAAGUACUUCAGCGAUUCAUAUUGUAAAAAUAAUUGAUUUACCAAUAAAAAACAAUACAUAUACAUUACAUACAUGCACACAAUCAGUAGCCAAGCCAUUUAAACUUUUAAUUUAUUUAAAAAAUAAACGUAACUUGGUGAAAACGUUAUAAGAAACAUAACACUUAAGAGAAAUAUAGAGGAAACAGACUUCUACAGAACACCGGAUCCAUAAAAAUCACAGUUUAAUGCUAAAACACACCGCUAUUGAGCAGCAUUCACUUUCUGCCACCAGUUGGGCUCCGCCCACAAAAAAACGUCAUCUCUGUUUGCAAACACGCAAAAGGUCUAUAGACACAAUCACAGAAAUUCUAAUGGUUUUAUUGGGAAUUUUAUUGGUUCUAAUGGAAUAUGGACCAAAACACACUACAGUGUACUGGUUUUAAUGGUAAAAGCUAAUGGUUCCUAUUGGUAUUUUAAUGGAAACCAUUAGAAUUUUCUGUAAUGGUUUUAUUGUUUUUUCAGCAGGGUGGAAAAGGUGUGAAGUUUUCUUUUUGCAUUUUUUUUUCAGUUAAAUUUAACACUAACUUUGAACACUACAGUAUAUGUUGUUAAAUAGACUGUUAUGGCAAAAUGCCAGCAAAUUCCUUCAAACAACGUGCAAUGUUUUUCAUGUUUCCUAUAAGGGAAUGUGAUGUCGGAUACCACUAGGUUUUUCUACUCAAGUAUGGUUUUCUCUAUGUAUGUUAUGAAAGCAUCCACAAUUUCUUUUAAAGUGCUCUCAUCAACCCUUUAAAAGGAAAUGAUACCCGAAUUAAGAGUUAAAGCCAUACAUAGCCACUACAUAAUGCAGAGAUCCCAAGAGUCUCUCAAAAGACCCUGAAAAGGCUAACUCCAAAUAAUCCGAGCACUUCACACUAAGCCAGCUGAUUAGCUCAGUCAGUUCCUCCGGGCUGUCCGAGGUCCGGGUAUGCGAGUGUAUACGUGUUGAAAUACGUACGCCACAACAUGAAGGUCGUGGUGGGGUGAGGGGUUGGCAGGAAAGAGAAAUAUGGCUAAAUUCCAACGGAUCUAGAUAGAUUACAGGGGGUCUUGCCCGCUAAACCGCACCAAAGCACCAGAACGUGAACAGGGAAGAUGAAUGCAUUUAAGGUGCGUUUUCUUAAUGAAAUGCCUGAAGCGUUUGAUCUAAUGGUUUGCAUGCCCACUUUAAAUAAACUCUCUGCUGAGACUUUACAGGACUGCUGUGAAAAACUUAAGGGGGGGUUGAACAUAUCGAAAUCCAGUGAGCAACAUGAACUGUCAGUCCAAACAAAAAGACUAUUGUUUUUCCUUUUCCAGCGAGAGACAUUAUACGUAUUUUUUUUACUUGUUCACCAAUCUGUGGGUUUCUAAAAUGUUCCUUUUAAUGUUAUACACUGUUUACAAACUUCGUGCCUCCUUUUUGGUAAGAAUGUACAGACAUCUCUCACUCUCUUUUUUUAUAGUAGGUUUUUUACAGCGUCUGUGUCCACGUUUGAGGUGUCACUUCCAAAAAUUAAAGUGCCUUUUUUGAGUCAUGAA